AAUGCAUUGUCAUAUUAAAAUGUAAAUACAUGGAGUGUAAAUGUAUUUUAAAAUGUGUUUAAUAUUUUGGUAUUGUUUUCAGAUAUAAAUGAAUGUGAUGAAAAUGCUUGUCCAAGCAAUAGCAUAUGUAUCAAUACAAUAGGUUCUUACAAAUGUGAUUGUGAAUAUCCUUUAAUUUGGCAAAAUGAUCAAUGUUACUUACUUGAUAUUGAUGAAUGCAGUGAAAAUGAUUUACUUUGCCCUAAUAAUACUAUUUGUAUCAAUACUGUUGGCUCCUAUGAUUGUUAUUGCCCUUUUGGUUAUUAUGGAAAUGAAAAUGGAACAUGGUGUGAAGAUAUUGAUGAAUGUUUGGAUGAUAUUCCUAAUUGUAGUCCUGAUGCUACUUGUUUCAAUACUCCUGGAUCUUAUGAAUGCCACUGUAAAUCUGGAUUUACAGGUUCAGGAUUUGAAUGUACAGAUGUUGAUGAAUGCAGUGAAAAUAAACAUGUAUGUAGUCAUAUCUGUAUAAAUUUUCCUGGAGGAUUUGUUUGUAGUUGUCAG
Centruroides sculpturatus (bark scorpion) is the source of this 540-nucleotide messenger RNA. RefSeq lists its product as uncharacterized. The coding region runs from base 185 to 508 and encodes 107 amino acids. The transcript is spliced from 4 exons. The record is from RefSeq and is a predicted model, not a curated record. NCBI's taxonomy places the organism in Eukaryota, Metazoa, Arthropoda, Arachnida, Scorpiones, Buthidae.